AUGGGUAUUGCGUCGAAUGCUCUCUAUUUUGCUGUUCAUCCGAAUCAGAUUGGAGUGCUAGUUCAAUGGAAACUACGCAAUGGCCCUAUACACAAGAGGGACGAAACACAAGAGUCGGCAACAGCCAAAAUCUGCUUCGACUUCUUGCAUCAGACAGGUCGUAGCUUCAGUCCCGUCAUCAAAGAGCUACACCCAGAGCUACUCUUGCCCGUAUGCGUGUUCUACCUGACACUGCGUGGCCUCGAUACGAUCGAAGACGACACCUCCAUUCCCCUCGAUGCAAAGGAGCCGCUCCUUCGAAACUUCAAAAACCACCUAGACCAGGAUGGCUGGACAUUCACCGGCAAUCGCCAGGAAGAAAAGGAUCGUGAGCUAUUGGUACAAUUUGACAGUGUUAUUGUUGAAUACAGGAAAUUGAAACAACCCUACCAAGCGGUGAUUAAGAAUACCACAGACAAAAUGGGCAAUGGUAUGGCCGAUUUUGCGAGGAAAGCGGCUUUCGGGGACGUCAGCGUGAGUACCGUGGAAGAGUACGAUCUUUAUUGCUGGCAUGUAGCCGGGAUAGUUGGCGAGGGCCUGACCUACCUCUUCGUCGAGGCCGAGUUGGCCGAUGCAACCCUGAUCAAUCAUUCGCUGUAUAGAUCAAUGGGUCUUCUCUUGCAAAAGAACAACAUUACCCGCGAUAUCCGUGAAGAUUUUGACGACGGUCGCCGGUUCUGGCCCAGAGAGAUUUGGUCCAAGCAUGUCGAUAACUUCGAAGACUUGUUCGACUCUAAAUAUACCGAGAAUGCCUUGAACUGCAGCUCCGAGAUGGUCUUGAAUGCCCUGGGACAUGCGUGCGAUUGUUUGUUGUAUCUUGCGGGCUUGCGCGAGCAGAGUGUGUUCAAUUUCUGUGCGAUUCCCCAGACCAUGGCUUUGGCUACACUGGAGUUGUGUUUCCGGAACCGGGCCAUGUUUAAAGGGAAUGUCAAGAUCACGAAGGGAGAUGCGUUGCAGUUGAUGCUUGAGUCAAGUCAGGACCUCGAGAGUGUGGCGAAGGUCUUUUGUCAUUAUGUUCGUCGAAUUCAACAAAAAAAUGACACCAAAGACCCGAAUUUCUUGAAGAUUAGUAUUGCAUGUGAAGAGGUUGGUGCUUCAUAA
Molecule: messenger RNA, 1140 nt
Organism: Penicillium atrosanguineum
Lineage: Eukaryota; Fungi; Ascomycota; Eurotiomycetes; Eurotiales; Aspergillaceae
Exons: 2
Coding region: 1-1140 (379 amino acids)
Biological process (GO): ergosterol biosynthetic process; farnesyl diphosphate metabolic process
Cellular component (GO): endoplasmic reticulum membrane
Molecular function (GO): squalene synthase [NAD(P)H] activity
Source: RefSeq, a predicted model, not a curated record